AUGUCUUCUCUAUUCGUGCCUGGCUACUCGCAGGUUACGCUCUACUCGACAUCCCGCAGCAUGAUGGCGAUGCUGCCUCCGACUACCUCGGACCUGACCAUGGUUGACGGCGUGUUAUUCGAGUAUGAAGACGAGGCUACACGCCAGCCAUUCGCCGUUCAGACAUGGACCUCAUAUCUGCGCGCGCUGGCCGACGCCCCGCUCACCGACCGAUGCCGAAUCUACGAGCGUAGUCUCCAAUCUCUCCCGCGCAGCUACAAGCUCUGGAAACUCUAUCUGAACGACGUGUACGACACACAAGUGCGAGGACAGCGCGUUGACUCCCCACUGUUCACACAACUAGUGGCUCUGUACGAACGCGCAUUGGCGCAGCUAUCCACAAUGCCCAGACUGUGGCUCGACUACCUCAAUGUACUACAUGAGAUGCGCGUAGUGACUGCGCGUCGUCACGUGUUCGACAGAGCGCUCCGAGCGCUGCCAAUUACCCAACACCACCGCAUCUGGACGCCGUAUCUAGCCUUCGUCAAGCAGAUCGGCGUACCCCGCACAGCUGUGCGUGUGUACAAACGAUAUUUGAUGCUGGAACCGUCAAAGAGAGGGGAAUUUGUCGACUAUUUAGUGUCAAUAGAGCACUACGAAGAGGCCAGCUUGCAGCUGGUGCAACUAAUCGAGUCGACGCAGGAGAAGCCAUCAAGCACAGACCGCACACAGCACAGUAUGUGGAUGCAGCUCUGCGAUAUGGUGUCGCAACACCCAACGCGUGUGGCAAAGUCGCUGGAUGUGGAAGCGAUUCUACGAAGUGGCAUGACUCGCUUUAGUGACGAGGUGGGACGACUCUGGUGCUCACUGGCGACGUAUUUUGUGCGGCUGGGAAUGUUCGAGUCGGCACGAGACGUGUAUGAAGAGGGUAUUCGCACGGUGGUGACGGUGCGCGACUUCAGCAUGAUCUUCGACGCGUACGUUAAGUAUAUCGAAGCGAUGCUGACAGCAGAGAUGGACCUCGCAGCUGGAGCCGAUGACGAGGACGACGAAGAAGAAGACGAAGUGGACCAUCAAGCACAAGUCGAUCGGCUGUUAAAGGUGUACGAGGAUGUGGCCGAGCGACGUCCGUUGCUGCUCAACUCGGUUCUUUUACGUCAGAACCCGCACAACGUACGUGAGUGGGAGAAACGAAUUGAGCUGGUCAAGGCGGACCUGCAGAAGGUCAUUCGAACCUACGCUGAAGCCGUGAAAACAGUGGACCCUGUCAAAUCCGGUGGCCGCUUGCCGACGCUUUGGAUCCGAUUCGCCAAGUUCUACGACGAGCAUGGAGAUUUGAACAACGCGCGUGCGAUCUUCAAGAAGGCUGUGGAUGUGGAAUACCGUAACCCUCAGGAGCUCGCUGCGGUGUACUGCGAGUGGGCGGAAUUGGAACUUCGUCACGAGAAUUUCGACCAAGCGCUGGAGAUUGUACGUGGAGCUUGUGCCAUCCCAGCGACACGUACGAUUCGACUUCGUAAGCGACAGUCAUUGACAGCCAAAGACAACGUGCACCUGAGUGUAAAACUCUGGACUUUACGUCUGGAUCUCGAAGAGAGUCUGGGAGAUCUCGAGUCCACUCGUGCUGCCUAUGACGAAGUGUUCGAGCUGAGAAUCAUCACGCCACAGAUGGUGCUUAACUUUGCGGCCUAUCUGGAAGAGAGCAAGUACUUCGAGGAGUCUUUCCGUGUGUACGAACGCGGUCUGGCACUCUUCCCUAAGUUCCCGCAUGCAGGAGAACUGUGGCAGACGUACCUGACGAAGUUUGUGAAGCGAUUUGCUGGCACCAAGAUGGAGCGAACUCGCGAUCUGUUCGAGCAGGCGAUUCGUGCUGCUCCAGCGAAAUCUGCACGUGGAUUCUACGAGAAAUACGCCGAGUUUGAAGAACAGCACGGCAUGCUACGCAACGUCAUGACAAUUUAUGAGCGCGCGGCCGACGCUGUUCCAGACGACGACAAGUUGUCCAUUUACGAAAAGUACAUUAAGAAGGCGCAGAAGUUCUUUGGCGUGGCCAAAGUACGGGACGUGUAUCAGCGAGGUAUUGCCCAGCUGCCCGAUAAGUGUGUCCCGAAUCUGUGUCUCAAGUUUGCGCAGAUGGAGACGAAACUGGGCGAAUUUGAUCGCGCUCGAGCCAUUUACGCUCACGCGUCUCAAUUCUGUGACCCACGUCAGCAUGAAAAGGCAUUCUGGAAGGUGUGGCAUGAGUUCGAGGUCUCUCACGGCUCCGAGCAUACGUUCCUCGAAAUGCUGCGCAUCAAGCGCUCGGUGGUGGCUCAAUACUCCCAGGUGAACUACGUGGCGUCUGAAAUCGCUCCUCAGGACGGAGAGACGUCGAAGAUUGCAGGGAUGGUGGCAGCGUCAACGCCUGCAGCUGCUGGAGAUGCCAUGGCUGCUUUGGAGGCGCAACUUGAUGUGCCGUCAGCUGACGAAGGCGACGCUGCGAAGAAGCGGAAAGGAGAGACGAUGGAGUCUGAAAAUGAACGGAAUGUACGUCAGAAGCAGAUUGUGGAGGUGGCGAAUGAAGAAGAGAUCGAUUUGGACGACGAAGACGACGACGCAGAGGAAGAAGCGGGAGGAGAUGUCGAUAUCGAAGAGCGCGAGGUGCCGUCAACUCUACUGGGUGGAGGCAUCAAGGCGUCAGAAUGA
This is a messenger RNA of Phytophthora infestans T30-4, 2664 nucleotides long. RefSeq names its product pre-mRNA-splicing factor SYF1-like protein. Lineage: Eukaryota; Oomycota; Peronosporomycetes; Peronosporales; Peronosporaceae. Gene Ontology annotation, molecular function: protein binding. Gene Ontology annotation, cellular component: Prp19 complex; U2-type catalytic step 2 spliceosome; post-mRNA release spliceosomal complex. The record is from RefSeq and is a predicted model, not a curated record. Gene Ontology annotation, biological process: generation of catalytic spliceosome for first transesterification step; mRNA splicing, via spliceosome. The transcript is spliced from 3 exons. The coding region runs from base 1 to 2664 and encodes 887 amino acids.